Babesia sp. Xinjiang is the source of this 585-nucleotide messenger RNA. RefSeq names its product Guanylate kinase (gene gmk). Gene Ontology annotation, molecular function: GMP kinase activity. Gene Ontology annotation, cellular component: cytosol. The transcript has a single exon. Lineage: Eukaryota; Apicomplexa; Aconoidasida; Piroplasmida; Babesiidae. The coding region runs from base 1 to 585 and encodes 194 amino acids. Gene Ontology annotation, biological process: purine nucleotide metabolic process. The record is from RefSeq and is a predicted model, not a curated record.
AUGGCACAAGUACCGUUCCUAGUUAUUGUCGGCCCAUCAGGAGUGGGAAAGGGCACGCUACAUAAGAUGCUUAUUGAUGAAUUUACCGAUCUAUUCGAACUUAGCAUUAGCUGUACCACUAGAGCUAUCCGACCCAGCGAACGUCACAAUGUGAACUAUUAUUUUAUCACCAAUGAGGCGUUUGAAGAAAUGAAAGCGGCAGAUGCCUUCCUUGAGUGUGCAUCGUACGUAGGCAAUCAGUAUGGCACACCUGUGAGCGAAAUCAGCCGCAUUCAAGCCAAAGGCAAAGUGCCGUUGUUGGAAAUAGAGAUGUGUGGGUUCAAAAAACUCAAGGAUAAAGGUAUACCGUUAUAUAGCGUAUUCGUAACCACGUCCGAUGUCGGUGAACUCAGAAGCAGACUUGUCAGCAGAGGCUCACACAAAAAAUUGGAAAUGGAACAGAGAUUAGAAAGAGCGUUGGAGGAAAUAGAUGAGGCAAAGACAUCUGAUUUCUCCAUCACCAUAGUUAACGAAACUCUCGAAGAGAGCUAUAGGAUACUAAAAGAACAAGUUAUGAAGUGGUACGGAAAACCAUCAAAAGGUUAA